AUGAAAAGAGCUCCAACAACUUGUUUCUCUCUUCUUCUUCUUCUUUUUCUUAUUUUUCUGAUUCCAUUGAAGAUUACAUGCUCACCAAGAACACAAGCAGAAGCUCUGCUAAGAUGGAAGAACAGCUUGGUGGUUAAGCCAACUUCUCUGGAUUCAUGGGACAACAACAACAUCAUUAAUCUAUGCAAUUGGACUAAUGUUGUAUGUGAUGGUUCCAAUGGAGAAAUCUCACAAAUACAUCUCUCCAACUUGGAACUCAAUGGAACAUUGGACAACUUCAACUUCACUCCAUUUCUUAGCAUCACUGCCUUCAACCUCAAUAAUUGUAAGCUCUCUGGUUUGAUACCAACAGCCAUUGGUAAUCUCACCAAGCUCACUUUGUUGGACUUGAGUGACAAUGAUUUUAAAGGAGGAAUUCCAGUGGAGAUAAGCCAAUUGUCUGAGCUUCAAUAUCUGAGUCUCUACAACAAUUCUUUUGAGGGACCAAUACCUUACCAGCUCAGCAAUCUAAAAAAGGUAUGGUACUUAUCACUUGGAGCAUGCUAUUUUGAGAAUACAGAUUGGUCUAAAUUUUCAACCAUGCCUUCCUUAACAUAUCUUGAUCUUUAUUGGAACAAAUUUAAUUCAACAUUCCCAAGUUUCACAUCAAAGUUUAAGAACUUGACUUUUCUAGACCUAUCUUAUAACAGUUGGACUGGCUCAAUUCCAGAAUCUGUGUUUUCCAAUCUGAUCAAACUCGAAUCCUUCAAUCUCACAAGUAACAAAUUCGUGGGACAUUUGUCAUCUAAUAUUUCAAAACUUUCUAAGCUCAAACACCUUCAUUUGCAAACUAAUUUCUUUAAUGGGAGUAUUCCUUCUUCUAUUGGCCAACUCAAAAAUUUACUACAACUUGAAACAUUGGAUCUUUCUUUCAACAAUCUCACUGGUCCAAUUCCAACUUCUUUGUGGAACCUCAAAAGCCUCAUCUCUUUUUAUGUAAAUAACAACCAAUUAUCAGGAGUGUUGCCAGUUAGCAUUUCAAGGUUGAGUAACUUGGAGAACUUAUUUGCUUUUACCAAUAAUUUCACUGGUUCAAUUCCUUUAGAGAUUGGAAACUUGAAGAAACUUAAAACAUUAGAUCUUUCUGAUAACCCUUUCACAGGCCCUAUUCCAACUUCUCUAUGGAACCUCAAAAAUCUCACCUUUGUGCAAUUUAUCAAAAAUAAUUUGGUUGGAACCAUCCCACCAGAGAUUGGAAAUCUAAAACUCUUGUCGGAUUUUUGGGUAACCACCAACCAACUAUCAGGAGAGUUGCCUAUUAAUAUUUCCAAUCUCAGUAACUUGGAAGCCUUCUCUGCUUCCAACAAUAAUCUCACUGGUUCGAUUCCUUUAGAUAUUGGAAACUUAAAGAAACUUAAAAAGUUGCAUCUUUCUAGGAACCAACUCACUGGUUCGAUUCCAACAUCUCUAUGGAACCUCAAAAACAUCAUCUCUCUGAACCUUUACAACAACAAUUUAAGUGGAACUAUCCCACCAGAGAUUGGAAAUCUAGAAUUCCUCAAACUUUUUGAUGUUAAGUCUAAUCAACUAACAGGAGAGUUGCCGGUUAAUAUUUCCAUGCUUCGUAACUUGGAGUUGUUCUCUGUUCUCAGCAAUAAUUUCAGUGGGACAAUCCCUAGAGACUUUGGGAAGAACAAUCCAAAUUUGCACUUCGUUAUGUUUGGAAACAACAACUUUGUUGGACAGCUGCCACAAGGUUUGUGUAGUGGGUUCAAUCUUGAAUCUUUUGGUGUAGCUAACAGCAACUUAAUAGGACCAUUGCCUGCGUGCCUGAGAAACUGCACAAAAUUAAACAGAGUAAGGCUUGAUGGGAAUCGAUUUACAGGCAACAUUACCAACGCUUUUGGAGUUCACCCACAUCUCGAUUCCAUUUUCUUAAACAACAACCGAUUCAUUGGCCACAUUUCAAGUAUGUGGGGACAAUGUCAGAAUCUCACCAGAUUGCAGAUGGGCCAAAAUAAAAUCUCUGGUAAGAUCCCUCCAGAACUCGGGAGUUUGACAAAGCUGAAAGUUUUGAGCCUAGAGUCCAACAUGUUGAGCGGGAAAAUUCCAACUCAAUUGGGAAAUCUUAAACUUUUAUACCAACUUAAUCUCAGCAAUAAUGAUCUGAUAGGGGAAAUUCCUACAAGUCUAUCAAACUUGAGUGGGCUAGUGGAUCUUGAUUUGUCGACAAACAAUUUAUCAGGUAAGAUACCAAAUUGGCUAGGUAAUUGUGAAGGAUUGUCAAGCUUAAACCUCAGUCAUAAUAUACUAUCUAGUGAAAUACCACCAGAGCUUGGAAAUUUGGAGUCUAUGCGUUAUGUAUUGGAUCUUAGCAGCAAUUUACUUGUUGGAGAGAUACCAUCAAGCCUGUCAAAGCUUACAAUGCUGGAAAUUCUCAACAUCUCUCAUAACCACCUCACAGGCAGUAUUCCACAAUCUUUUUCCAACCUAAUAAGCAUACACUACAUUGAUUUUUCUUACAACCACUUGACGGGUCCGAUCCCAAUUGGAGCCAUUUUUCAAAAUGCUUCAAAAAGUGAUUAUAAUGGAAAUCUGGGGUUGUGUGGAAAAGCUACUGGACUUAAGCCAUGCACAAGGCAAAGAAACAAAAUAAGCAAUGUUCUUAUUUUGGUCAUUGCUCUUGUUUGUGGCCUAGUACUAUUUGUUACUGUCGUUGCAAUCACUCUCAUAUUGUGUCAUAAAUUCAAAGUGUUAAAUAAGCGAAAAAGAGUUUCCAACAAAAAUGACAUGCAACAAUCAUUGAUAUGGGGGAAGGAAGUAAAAUUCACAUUUGGAGAAAUUGUAGAUGCAACUGAAGACUUUGACGACAAGUACUGCAUCGGGAUAGGAGGUUUUGGCACUGUUUACAAAGCCAUAUUGAGUUCACAUGAGUUAGUUCUUGCGGUUAAGCGGUUGCACAUGUCAAAUUCAAGUGAUAUUUCAGAAGUUAGUCGCAUCAGUUUUGAGAAUGAGAUCCAAACUCUGACCGAAGUCCGACAUCGGAACAUUGUAAAGCUUUAUGGGUUUUGUUCAAGAAACAAUGGUUUGUACUUGGUGUAUAAGUAUGCAAACAGGGGGAGUCUUGCUAAAGUAUUAUAUGACUCAACAGAUCUUGAUUGGGAUUCAAGAGUGAAGAUUGUUCAAGGAUUGGCCCAUGCAAUCUCAUACUUGCACCACGAUUGUUCUCCACCAAUCGUUCAUCGCGACAUAUCCUUAAACAAUGUACUACUUGGCUCUGAUUUCGUUCCAAUAUUGUCAGACUUUGGCACAGCUCGAUUGUUGAUGCCUGACUCGUCCAUUUGGACUAAUGUAGCUGGAUCCUUUGGCUACAUGGCCCCAGGUAAUUACUAUUGUACUCAUUAUUAAUUAGUGCAUACAUGAAAUUUUCAGUACUGUUCUUGAUUUUAAAAAUUUGUUUUGUUGUGCAGAGU
Molecule: messenger RNA, 3452 nt
Organism: Cannabis sativa
Lineage: Eukaryota; Viridiplantae; Streptophyta; Magnoliopsida; Rosales; Cannabaceae
Product: probable leucine-rich repeat receptor-like protein kinase At1g35710
Exons: 1
Coding region: 1-3387 (1128 amino acids)
Biological process (GO): hormone-mediated signaling pathway; protein phosphorylation
Cellular component (GO): plasma membrane
Molecular function (GO): protein binding; protein kinase activity; ATP binding
Source: RefSeq, a predicted model, not a curated record